Messenger RNA from Olea europaea var. sylvestris, 382 nucleotides. RefSeq lists its product as uncharacterized. Bases 8 to 382 code for a protein of 124 amino acids. Lineage: Eukaryota; Viridiplantae; Streptophyta; Magnoliopsida; Lamiales; Oleaceae. The transcript has a single exon. The record is from RefSeq and is a predicted model, not a curated record.
UUGGCGUAUGGAGCAAGACGAUAUAAUUGGAUCGAUAACACCUUCAAUGGCAUCGGCGUCUGCUAGCCAACAAAGCCUCCAGGGUCCAAAUUAUAGCGUAUUUCUCGAAAAUGAACACAAUUUGUUAGAGGAAAUGAUUGUUAGAGAUAACUCAAUGAAUGAUGAAGUUGGUAUUAACAAGCGGAUGCUUCCUACUCUAUAUUGGAACAACGAUGUUAGCCUGAAUUCUCCUCCUUCAAAGAGAUUUCUUGCAGUGAAUUUCGAUGAAACCGGCUCUAUUGCUACCAUCCUUAGCCAACUUCCACAGACUCGUUUAUUGAAUCAACAAGCAAUGCUAAGCUCUAUUGGUCCAGUUUCUGGUUUGAAUUGGUAUAAUAAGUAG